AUGACUUUGACUCUGCAAAGUCCUUCAUUGACAACAACAUCAGUAACAUCAAAUACUUUGAGCAUAACAACUGGCGUCUGGAUUUUGCUUUCUUAUACAGUUGUAUACUCAUCCUAUUCCACCACUAUAACUCCUUAUCUAAACAACGUAGCUGUUACAGGCACAACAAGCUCAGAAUAUGUGUAUAGAGAAUCAGCUGCUUCCACCCUUUAUAUCGGCCAAGGAAAUAGCUACUUCAGUGGGUUUAUAUACAAUUUCAAGCUCUGAAAUACAAACUAUUCCCCUUUUACUACUGAAUAUACAGGCACCGAGCUUUGUACAUCAGGUGGAAGUGCCUGCUUUGGGACUUGCACGUUUGGCCAAUACUAUGAUACAGUUACCUCUCAAUGUAAACCUUGUUCAAGCUGCAGUAAGGGAUGCACUCGAGCUUCCUCUUGCAAUAUUUGCUAUGAUCCUCUAUGCUCAGUCUGCACUGGCUUUGGGUCUGGCAAAUGCACAACUUGCAUUACAAAUGCAUCUAAAACAGCAGCAACAGACUGUGCCUGUAAUAGUGGGUAUUACUUAUCAGAUCCUUUUACAUGCACUGCAUGCUAUACGGGAUGUUCUGUAUGCACAGGAACAGGCUAUUACCAAUGCACUGCAUGUGUAUCGACUAAAUAUUUCCUUUCUGUUAUGUGUUUAAGCUAUUGUCCAACUGGAUAUACUCAAGACUCUACAAAUAAUUUAUGUACGGUUUCUACGACUAAUGUGAUUUCUGUUGCUUUGCAAGAUUUGAUUUAUUUGGGAACUGUAAGUAGUUUUACGGUUGGAUCAUCAAGCACUAAUGCGUACCCAACUUUUGAUGCUGGAAGCGACCCAAUCCCAUCAAUUUAUAGAGGAUAUUACUUUGCAAAUGCUUAUUAUAUGACUUAUAGUUCUCUUAUAAUUACUCCUUACUUUAUUGUCACGGUUUGGGUGAAGCCAAUAUUAUCAGGAUACUUGCUUUUGAAAUUGGAUAGCUCUUCGAAUGCUAUGUUUGCAUUUUCAUUUACAGGCCUAGGAUAUGCAUCGCUUACUCUGCGCCUUCAAGAUGCUACGACAGUCACUUCAACUGGAUUGACAAGUGUUCUUGGAAGCUGGCAUAAUAUUGCUUUUACUGGAGAUAUCUCUAGUGGUAAAACAGUCAUUACAUUGUAUACUGAUGGUAAUUUAAUCGGAGGCACUUCUACAGCAACAUCAGUAAGUGUUUCUCCAUUUAUAGAUUCUUCAUCUGGAACUUUAUAUGUUGGAUCUCAGUCAGGAUCUAAUGGAUUUACAGGCUUUUUGUGGAGUUUUAAAUUUUAUAAUGGAAAUUCUAACCAGAAUGCUGAAUGGAUUACAAGUGGCUGCAAUUCGGGGUGCUCAACUUGCCCAUCAGAAAAAAAGUGUCCUGAUAGUUGCAGCUUUGGAUAUUUCUAUUCAGGAUCAGGAUGCACUCAAUGUGGAAGUGGAUGUGGGAAUUAUGGAUGCAGGAGUACUGAUACUUGUAGGCUUUGCCAAACUAAAGAAUGUUAUGCUUGCACUUUAUUUGACGGCAGUUGCACUUCUUGUAUUACAAAUGCAUCACCGAGUGGAACAGCAUGUGCAUGCAAUACUAAUGCAUUUUGGAAGGCGUCUACUGCUACUUGCGAAUUGUGCGAUAAUAAAUGUUCGGCAUGUGCUGGAACUUAUUACUUUUUAUGCAAUACUUGUUCUUCUGGGACGAUUGUAGAUAAUGUGUGCUUGAAUGGUUGCCCUCAAGGAUAUAGCACAAGCCCAUGUACAAGUACAAAAUCGGCAAUAUUCCAAGCACUAUUUGAUACUUCGUUUUCUGGAACCUACUCAACAUAUUUCCAAACCUCAAGUUCAUCAGCAACAUAUCAGUUUUUUAGCACUCCAGAUGCUUUAGAUCCAGUUCCUGCUUACAAAAGAGGUCUUUAUUUUUCAGGAGGACAAUAUUUAAUUACCAAUACCAAUAUAUUGCUAAGUAAUAAUGUGUCUAUGGGACUAUGGAUUUAUGUGAUUACCUCUGGAGAUAUUCUUCAAAAAUCACCUGGAAUUACAUUCAGUUCUUCAGGUGUUUUAACAGUCACCUUAGAAAAUCAAUCACUUACUACGAGCUCUCUUUCUACCACUGCUCUAACAGCUUUUUCUGGUUGAACUUAUGUGUCAUUUUCCAUUUCCUUUUUAAACGGAGACACUUCAAUAGCGACUUAUUUAAAUGGAGCAGCAGGAAACACUGCUAGCUCUGCAACUAAUAUUUACAGAGACACUUCAAAUGCUUUAUAUAUCGGAAAAAGCACAAACAGCUACUUUACAGGUUUUGUUUAA
Molecule: messenger RNA, 2328 nt
Organism: Blepharisma stoltei
Lineage: Eukaryota; Ciliophora; Heterotrichea; Heterotrichida; Blepharismidae
Source: the annotation of a GenBank genome assembly